Messenger RNA from Xenopus laevis (African clawed frog), 1016 nucleotides. RefSeq lists its product as uncharacterized. The record is from RefSeq and is marked predicted. NCBI's taxonomy places the organism in Eukaryota, Metazoa, Chordata, Amphibia, Anura, Pipidae.
GUCUGUGGGCUGUGAGGGAGCUGCUGAGUGGGAAUGUCCUCAAACAGGACAAAAGUCUUUGUAUCCAAUGUCUUGAAACGGUUAUACCCUGAGGAGGCCGAUUGUGAGGAUUCCACUUCCAGGCUGCUCCGUGCAAAUCUGCCUUGUGAGGAAAAGGCCGAGACAACGUCCAGUCAGGAAGACACUGAACAAAUUCAGGUUGUGUUCCCACCAGACGAAGGAAAGGAAGCGGCUCCUAAGAUUUACACUGUACUUCCACCUCCACAAGGCUACGUGCCAAGCUCUCGGCAUGAGUGCGAAUGUUCAGCGCCCUCAGACCAUAGCGGAGACGAUGAAGAUACGGGAGAGGGACACGCGGCACGUAAACGGCGCAGAAGGAAGAAAAACAGAAAAGUUACGAAUUCAUUAAAUCCUGAAACUGAGAUGAAUUCCACCCAGGCCGAGACACCUGCCUCUGACCAGAGCACUAUCAGUAAAAGCAAGAAAAGAAAGCUGCAGAGAAAGCGCCAGAAAGAACGCAAGAAGGCCGAUACAACCGACAGUCGUGAUACAGAUCCCCCGAAUAUCAGCGAUUCAAAAGGAGAUGAUACAGUAAAAUCCCCCGGUGGGACAGCUUCAGAAGAAGACCAAAGAGAGAAGGCCAAGGAGCUUCUGGAAUUCCUCCAGGCGACUCAAGAAAUAUAUAUCACUGAUAGAAGCACAAAUUCCUCUGCGUCCAUUCAUGUCAUCCUGGAAACUUUAGACAUCAUGGAGACUGGCGACUUUCCUUCUUCAGAUGUAACGCUCUUACAUCAUAUCAAGACUCUCUUGCUUCUGCAGGACACCGACGGGUCAGAAGAAGCUUUGGCCAACUUCAAAGAGAAUUCCUCUCUGCCGGCUGAUCAGAGAUCCGCCAUCUGUUCUCUCUUCCAUUACUGGAUUGCCCAUAUUCUGCCCUUGCAAAGCAAAGAAUAGACAUGAAAUAGACAAGUGUUUGUUAACGAAUAAAAUGUCAAUAAAAAGAGGAGCAUUCAUAA